GUGCAGUUCUGAGCACUGAGUAAAGACGUCGGUAACUUUCAGUGUUCAUUUGUAUUUUUAAAGCAUUCCAGUUGUGGGACAGAUUCUGUUCGUUCCCAACUCAAAUUUUUCAUCAUCUGGGAGUGCAGCUGCGUGGGGCUGCAGUAGCGUUUUGUAUUCAUGUAUAAAUCAAGGGUUUGAAGAAGGGAGGAAGUAAGUGUUUACUUUUUCAAGGAUUAAUAGAAACCAGGUGGACUCCACUUCUCUGGUUAUUUUCACUUCAAGACACACGGAAAGUAGGCUUGGCUACUACCUUAUUUGGACAUCAAAAGCCGCAGAUGUGUGCGAAAUAAACUGCAUGCUUUUGGACUCGAUAGUUUCUCCUCCUGUUGUUUACGGAGCUAAAACUCGGCAUGGGGCCGGCUGGAGCUUUCCUGUCAAAGCGCAGCGCCGUGUGAUCAUCGGCAGUCAUGAGGCUCCGCUACCCGGAGUGGUUUUAAUCUGGAGCCUCGCUUCCCCUGACGUGGAAAACCUUUGCCUGCUCCAGUCUCUGCGGUAUUCCUGGUUGUGAAACUGCGCCUGGAUGUUGGCGCACACUGAUCCAACUGAUUACAUUUAAUUUCCGGAGCGCGUUUGUGUUGGAAACUUGGAAACUAUGCUUGUUUUUAUGGAUUUACUCAUCUCAAAUUUUCUUUAUGAUGAAAUCGCUGACAUGGAUAUAGUUAUUUACUUUGCGAAACAUUUUUAUCUGUUUUAAGUAGACACCCCAAAACGGUACUGGAGACCGUUUAAGCGUAGCAUGAAACUUGGGCAUCUAGUCGUCCCGCCGCUGCCUAACUUUCAGAAGUGCGCUUUUAGUCCAAAUACCUUUCCUAUCACUUUUUAACGGUUUCAGAGUGCGGGAUGCGGGGUCGAAGCCAACAUUCCAAAUGAUAUGCCGCUUGUCCGGAACCUUCAAAGCUGCAAGAGAAGCGGGGAUGUUCUGUCGGCAGCUUUGGACGCUCCGCCGUCGCUGUUGUCCGCGUUCAGUGCUGCUCGUAGGAGUUGCGUUAUGCCUCGUCUACCAGACCCUGGCGGUCGCCCGGAGUCGGUUGAAGGCUAGCCCUACCGUCUCUACCCUGCCGAACAAGUCAACGGAGCCUGUCGAGCAGUUUGGGCAAUUAUUGAUCAAACACCCAGAGCGCCUUAAUUCUAUGAUUGGAGGUUUGAAAAACGAAUCCUCAAAUGUCCAGCUGAGCCCGUCGGGGCGUGGCAGGAAGGCGGUGGUGCUGAUUGGUCAGCGCGUCGCCGCGGAUACGGAGGUGCAGCUGUACCUGCGGGUCCUGCAGGAGCAGGGCUACGCAGUCAGGGUGUGGCGCUACGCGGAGGCCAGCGCUGCUCUGCGGCGGGACGUGGGCGCUCCAGGUGGCAGUGACUGGGCGCUGCUGCUGUGUGUGCCGGGCGGGUCUGAGCGGGUCUGCAGCAGCAGGGCGGAGUCUCCGCUCCUCCAGCCUCAUCAGAGGGUGAGCGUCAUACCUGAGCUGGACCGGGCGUUCUCUCACCUGGCCGGGCUCUGCCGCUUCCAGAGCGACAGCAGGCUGUCAGGACUUGAAUUUCCCAUCAUUCCCUCUGCCUGUGAGCAGCGGAGAGACAGCGGAAGCCCAGCCACACCGCAAUGGACCCCACCCCACCCUCCCCUGGGCCUCGCCGCGGGACGCGGGUUCGUUGCCAUGGUGAAAGUGUACGUCCUCGUCACCUCGGUGACGCCCCUCACGGCCUUCCUCCACCGCACCGGCCUGGUCAGGACGGACCUCUCCAGCAGCGGCUACGUCUCCAAGCUCCAGUCCUUCCUCCUGAAGCACCUGGGAGCCGACGCCCCUCUGGCCCUCGCCAGCGUCAGGGAGGCGGUGGGCGGAGUCCUCCUGGCUGCCACGGCGACCGUCUCAGCAUCCCAGCCCCGAAGCAGGUGCGUCCUCUGUUUCCAGCUGCUGACGUUCACCCUGCACUUCAACGGCUCUCUGCUCCCCGAGAUCGUCCAGGUGCAGAAGGACUUGCACUUCGAGGACCUGGAGGACCCAGACUUUGAAGGCCAGAUAACCAAAGAGCUCAUUCUAGAAGACGCUCUCAAGUUCCUGCUUCCUCCGACCACAGAAAACCCCGACCUAACGAAGCUCUUCUCUGAGUCAGGCACUCCGAUUGGAGAGAAGUACGGUGGCUGUGUGGGGACAAACGGAGCCUGUCUGCCUCCUGGUGAGGCACAUCUGCUCCUCCAGUUUGCACACCAGUUGAGAACGGGGGGGCCCUUUAAACUGCUCUACCCCGCGACCUCUCCUGGCCUCACCGCCCUCCAGCACCAUCUCUCCCAAAGGUUCCGCACCGCAGGGAAUUCUGGGACAGGAGUCCUCCUGGCGGGGCUGUUGAGCUGGGUCCUCAACCAGACAGGGAUGGGUGAUCCAGAGGGACCCAGAGGAGGCACUUCAGCAGAAGGUUCCCCAAAUUCCCUGUUAGAGAAAUAUUACUCACAGCGGUCAGACUGUGGUCACGACAGGUGCUCGGACCCCCACCUGCGGCAGGUGUACACAGACCCCCCGCUGGCCCUCAGCCCCCCGUUCAGCCCCGGGGUGCGGGAGUACCAGGCCGAGGUGCCCUUCGACACGGUCACCGUGAGGAUCAGGGCGGAGCCUGUGGACUGCAGCUGCCAGGUGCACCUGGACGAGCGCAGGGGGCCCAGAAUGGCUAACUACCCCGUGGGGCUGGGCAGCAGCAGGAUCAGUAUCCUGGUGACGGACGAGUCGGAGGCGGAGCCUGUCAUCAUGACGAUCUACACGCUCAGCAUCUACCGGCAGACCCGGCCCAGCCUGCCCAUGUUCAGCGAGCACGUCACCUGCGGCUUUGAGCAGGACUGUGGGCUGCUGGUCCAGCCCGACCGCCCCUGCGGUUUGGAGCCUCUCUCUGGGACACCAUCUCCAGGCGAGCCCCAGGUUUAUGAUCGGGCCUGUUCUUCAGGGGAUGCUCCAGGCCGGUGGGUGGUUCCUUGUCUCAGUUGCUCUGACAACCGGACCUGUGACUGGCGGGAGGUAUCCUGGCAACCCUACGGCUGCCGCCACCCGGUGCUGACCCGGCCGCAGCUGCAGAGCUGCUUGAUGGACAGGAAGGUCCUCUUCAUUGGCGACUCCACCAACCGCGGGAUGAUGUACUACCUGAUGGAGCGAGUCAACGCCACGCUGCAGGACUGGGACAAGGCCCACGACACCAUCGUCUACCACAACGUCAACCAGGGCCACACCCUCAUCAGCUACUCCUACUACCCCCAAUUCUGGCUGGAGAAGGCCCGGAGGCCCACCUUCAAGAGGGCCCUGGAGCUGCUCAUAGAGAGGUCCCGCCCCCUGGAGGACUCCGCCCAGACGGUGCUGGUUGCCGGGGGCGUCCAGUGGCUGAACACCAAUCACCUGACCAUCCUGCACCAGGUGCUCAAGAGGGAAAACCUGCUCAACAUCCUGGUGGUGGUAAAGUCUCUGGGAAUGGGCUUUCAUCUUCCGGUGGAUGGGAUUCGCUCACUGUCCCUUCGUGGAGUGCAGGAUCUUUACAGCGUGAACGAGAACAUUCUCACAGCUGCAAAGCACUAUGGGUAUGAGGUCAUUGACACCUUCCGCAUCACAAUGGGGCGCUACAAAGAGUUCCUGCAGGGGAAGUGUGCCUGCCAUUUCCAUGAGGUUGGGAGGCCGGCGUCCUCCCCAGCGCCGCUGCACAGACAGAUGAAGCUGUUUGGGCAGGGGGAGGAGGGCAGAACCGGCCCCAGCACAGCCGGGCCUCAGCAGGACCAGCGGCCCGGACCCGGACCCGGCUCGCCCUACCACGUGCACGGCCCUGUAAACCAGGUUUACUCUGAGAUCCUGCUCAGCCGCCUGUGCGCCAGCCCGAGAAACAGCACCCUGCGGCCCCACUGACAGCCUACGCACCGCACUGUGUGUGAGAGAGUGAGAGAGUGUGAGAGUGUGAGAGUGAGAGAGUGUGAGAGUGUGAGAGAGUGAGAGCGAGUGUAUUACUUCCAUUAUCCAGUCAAAACCUAUGGGGAGGGAGGAGCCAAAAAUGAUUGGGGGGAACUGAUGGUGACUCGGCUGAAAGAGGACCUUUACGGCACUGCCCUGCAAACACUUUAGCAAGAGUGUGAGACCAUCUCGCCAAACUUCACCAGCCAUUCCCGCCAAUCAUCACCAGAUAUAACCGCCAACUUCACCCGCCAAUCAUCACCAGAUAUAACCGCCA
Messenger RNA from Anguilla anguilla (European eel), 4224 nucleotides. RefSeq names its product cadherin-like and PC-esterase domain containing 1 (gene cped1). NCBI's taxonomy places the organism in Eukaryota, Metazoa, Chordata, Actinopteri, Anguilliformes, Anguillidae. The transcript has 22 exons. The record is from RefSeq and is a predicted model, not a curated record. The coding region runs from base 909 to 3905 and encodes 998 amino acids.